AUGUUUCGCAUCACAAGUGGUGUUAUUUUGGCUGUAUGCGCUAUAUGCGCAUCCCAGCCAGUGGAGAAGUUGCCAAUUUUGAAAGAACUUCCACAAGAAGUUCUUUUUAAAGAGAACUCCGAGCUCGUGCUAGAAUGUGUGACUGUUGACAAAGAUCCCGGUGUACAGUAUUCAUGGAUCAAAGAUGGUAAGCCUUUGGCUCUUAGCUCCAACAUAGUCCAACGUGAGAACGAGGGGACCCUUGUUUUCAAAAAACCCUCAACGAAAGACGAAGGAGAAUACAUAUGCUUAGCGCAAACCAAUUUAGGGGUUGCCAGUUCCAGAACUGUCAACGUCAGACGUACAUACAUCGAGAUCCCCGACGUCACCAUCCAAAAACAUAAACCACUUGAAGGAAAAUACUACAAACUCGACUGUCACAUUCCAAAUGCCUAUCCUAAGCCAGAAAUAGUGUGGUUAUACCAAUCUAUUGCAGACCCAAGUAUUUCUAGGACAAUUUUGGACAGACGUAUAACUCAGUCCCCUGGCGGUACAUUAUACUUCACGAAUGUGACAAAAGAGGAUACAAGUCGGGAGAAUAAAUAUGUAUGUACGGCCAAGUCUUUAGCAGUUGACAAAGAUGUUGUUUUAGCAGAGCAUAUAAUAGAAAGCGUGGUACCAAGCGAUGAUGACAACUCCGCAUUGAUGCCUCUGUACGUGAGUCCAGAUAUGAUCGCAAAAGUGAAUGACGUUACAAUGAUUUAUUGUAUAUAUGGUGGCACUCCACUGGCAUACCCCGACUGGUACAAAGACGGUAAGAACACUAACAACAACCCACAAGAGCGGGUGACCCGCUACAACAGAACCAGUGGGAAGCGACUCCUCAUCAAAGAAACAUGGGCUUCCGACCAGGGAGAGUACACUUGCAUCGUGGACAAUGAAGUCGGGGAACCCCAGAAACAUACCAUGCAUCUUACUGUUGUCAGUUCCCCCCAACUUUUAGAGCACGCUGAACAAAAAUUGCUUGUAAAAGUUGGUGACCACGUCUCCAUCCCCUGUCACGUGGCUGGGAUACCAGCACCAAAAAUAUCUUUGACCCGAAAUAAUCAAGCUUUACCUUCUAAUGCGGUUUUAAAUGAAUCCACACAUGGCAACAUUACCGUAUCUGACAUUACUAUACAGAGUGUUCAGAAAGACAACACCGGUUAUUAUGGUUGUAGAGCUCGUAAUGAAUAUGGAGAGGUCUAUGUGGAAACUUUACUGUACGUGCAG
Molecule: messenger RNA, 1251 nt
Organism: Brenthis ino (lesser marbled fritillary)
Lineage: Eukaryota; Metazoa; Arthropoda; Insecta; Lepidoptera; Nymphalidae
Source: the annotation of a GenBank genome assembly